UCAAGUGCAUGCUUCGAGGGUCUAGUUGAGUUUAGUCGAGUUUAGUCAAGUUUAGUACCGCUAGGGUACUUGAGUGCAGCAGACUGCAUCGAAGCGCCGGGUGAAUGCAAGCACAGAAAAGCAUGCCUCGUAAGAUUAGAAAUUAACUUGAUUUUAACUCAUUCUCCCAGGAAAGUGUAAAAUGUUCCGGCAACUCGUCCGCCUCGCCAGCCAGGGAAAUCGAAUCCUCGUUUCCUCCAAACCUAAAAUCACGAAAACGUCGAGUGCUUUUUCAACGCAGAGUGAAAAUGAUACCGAUGCAGGUGACAAACAAAUGCCUAAUCAUCCGCUUAAGAAAACUGUACAGCUCCUGAAGAAUGAAUUGUUGUAUUAUAAGGCAAAGUGGAAACACAUAUUAAAGAGGAAUUUAUCGAAGAGUGAAUGGCGAGAUUUGCAGAGACCUUUUCCAUAUCAUUGCGAUGUGGUCAUUAUUGGUGGCGGUGCUAUAGGAAGUUCUAUAGCGUACUGGUUGAAGAAAGAAGCGAAAGACGGUCUCAAUGUUGCGGUUAUUGAAAGGGAUCCUUUGUACAAGCACGCAUCCUCGGUUCUGUCUGUCGGUGGUCUUCGUCAACAAUUCUCUCUUCCAGAAAACAUUGAAAUGUCGUUAUUUGGAGCAGAGUUUAUACGCAAUGCAAAUGAAUAUUUAAAUGUUGACAAGGAUGAUCCCCUAGAUCUUGGAUUUCAUCCCAAUGGUUAUCUCUUUCUUGCAUCCGAGGCAGGUGCAGAGAUAAUGAGCAGGAACUCAGACCUCCAAAACUCCCUUGGAGCGAACAACAUUUUACUUAAACCAGACAAAUUAAAACAACGGUUUCCAUGGUUGAACACCGACGGUAUUGCUCUAGGCUGCCUUGGACUCGAACAAGAGGGUUGGUUUGAUCCAUGGAUGCUAUUAUAUGGAUUUAAAAGGAAAGCACUUGAUUUAGGAGCCCAUUAUGUUAAUGGGGAAGCUAUAGGUUUUGAAUUCAAUAAAAUAUCUGGUAAUAUGAUUAAAGUUGGUACUGACACAUACGAAGAACCAGUUAAAUUGAAAGUUAAAACAGAAUGUGGAACGAUAAAGACUAUAACAUUUGCUACAGUUAUUAUAGCAGCUGGUGCUUUUAGUGCAGAAGUUGCCAAAAUGGCUAGAAUAGGACAUGACAAAGGGUUAUUAUCAAUACCUUUGCCAGUAGAGCCUAGAAAAAGAUUUGUGUACUGUUUCCACUGUCACAAUGGCCCUGGACUUAACACACCUUUAACCGUAGACCCAACGGGAACAUACUUCAGGAGGGAAGGACUACAAGGAAAUUAUAUCUGUGGACGGUCACCAGAUCUAGAUGAGGAGCCUCUGACAGCUGAUUUAGAGGUAGACCAUGAUUUCUUCCGUAACAAAAUUUGGCCUCCUCUUGCAAAUCGAGUUCCAGCAUUUGAAAAUAUAAAGGUGAAGUCGUCUUGGGCCGGAUUUUAUGAGUACAAUUCAUUCGAUGAAAAUGGUAUAAUUGGACCCCAUCCAUAUUAUGGAAAUAUGUACAUAGCAACUGGUUUUAGUGGUCAUGGCAUCCAACAAGCACCGGCUGUAGGCCGCGCAAUCUCUGAAUUACUUAUUAAUUCAAAAUUUGUUACAAUAGAUUUAUCCAGAUUGAGUUUUGAUAGAUUUGUAACAUUGGAACCCAUGGAAGAAGUAAAUAUAGUCUAGUGAAAUCAUAAAGAUGUUUUACAACUU
This is a messenger RNA of Orussus abietinus, 1738 nucleotides long. RefSeq names its product FAD-dependent oxidoreductase domain-containing protein 1. Gene Ontology annotation, cellular component: cytoplasm. The transcript has 7 exons. NCBI's taxonomy places the organism in Eukaryota, Metazoa, Arthropoda, Insecta, Hymenoptera, Orussidae. The record is from RefSeq and is a predicted model, not a curated record. Bases 182 to 1711 code for a protein of 509 amino acids. Gene Ontology annotation, molecular function: oxidoreductase activity.